Messenger RNA from Morus notabilis, 1423 nucleotides. RefSeq names its product protein DMR6-LIKE OXYGENASE 2. The transcript has 4 exons. Lineage: Eukaryota; Viridiplantae; Streptophyta; Magnoliopsida; Rosales; Moraceae. Bases 62 to 1150 code for a protein of 362 amino acids. The record is from RefSeq and is a predicted model, not a curated record.
CAUUUGAUUCAAUAAUGCAACAUAUUCCGUGACUCAAUUUUCCACUAAAAUAAUACUCAGGAUGUCUACUGCUAGUAUGUUUUCUGUCAAACAGCUUGUCGAGUCUGGUUUUUGUGCCAAAUCUAUGCCAUCCAAGUAUGUCUUCCCAAGAAGCGACGAUAAUUCUGUAGUCCACUAUAUUCCAGACGAAGCAAAAGUGAUCCCCACCAUCGAUUUCUCUCUGCUGACUUCUGGUAACCCAGAUCAAAGGUCCAAAGUCAUCAGUGAUCUCGGCAAUGCAUGCCGCGAAUGGGGCUUCUUCAUGCUUAUAAACCAUGGCGUUUCUCAAGAUUUGAUGGACGAGGUUAUUAAAGUGAGUGAAGAUUUCUUUGAUCUGAAAGAAGAAGAUAAGCGAGAUUACGCGGGGAAAACAUUGUUCGAUCCGAUAAGGUGGGGAACGAGCUUCAACGUAAGUGUGGACAAGACAUUAUUUUGGAGGGAUUACCUCAAAAUCCAUGUUCAUCCUCAAUUCAAUGCUCCUAAGAAGCCCGUUGAGUUCAGUGAAACUCUGAGAGAAUACUGCGAAAGAUCCCGAAAAGUGGCGAGUGAAUUGUUGAAAGGGAUAUCUGAAAGCUUGGGAUUGGGAAAAAACUACAUAAACAAGAAAAUGAAGAUAGAAUCGGGAUUAUCUCAUCAGCUUUUGGUCAUAAAUUUGUACCCGCCUUGCCCAGAGCCAGACGUUGCGAUGGGAUUGCCUCCUCAUACCGACCAUGGCCUAUUGACACUCCUCAUGCAGAACCAACUUUGUGGGCUUCAAGUGUUGCACGAUAGCCGGUGGGUUCCUGUCAAUCCCCUUCCGUACUCUUUUCUCGUUAUCAGUGGGGACCAUAUGGAGAUAUUGACAAAUGGGAAGUACAAGAGCGUGGUGCACCGGGCUUUGGUUAACAACAACGCGACCAGAAUAUCUGUAGGAACUGGACACGGACCAUCACUUGACACCAUUGUAAGUCCUGUUGAAGAGCUGGUGAAUUGGGAAGGUGAUGAUCGUGAUUGUGAUCGUGAUCGCGAUCUCCCGGCAUAUCGUGGAAUCAGAUACAGGGAGUACAUGGAGCUUCAGCAAAGCAACCAGCUCAAUGGAAAUUCUUGCUUGGACCAUGUUCGCAUACUUUGAAGUUCUAUCCACGAUAAUGAAUUGGAUACAAAACAUAGUACUAAUUACGUACGUACCAUUAACCUGUGUUUCUUAUAUUAUAAUUUCAAUGUUUGGUCGCAAUAUAACUAAUUAAGUACUGGAUACCCUAAUUGUUAUGCAAUCGGAUAUUUUCCAAAUAUGCAAUCGUACUUGUUUCAUAACUCGCCCAAACGUAUGGCCAGGGCAUCAAAAGUACUUAUGUCAUUCAUUUCUACUUGAUAUCGUAAUUACUCAGGUAUUGUUUGAUUCCUA